UCAGACUGCUGAGAUGUCGGAGAUGGUGAGUGUACAUGGAUGGAUGGAAGAGGCUCUGAGUUCUCAAGAUGAGAUGAAAGAAACCGAUCAAAGACAGUCUGCAUAUGACAUGCUAUCAGGUCUCAGUCAUGAAGAACAUGGGAGUAUUGAUGGAGAAGAAGAUGAAGAAGAAGAGGAUGAUGGAGAAAAGCCAAAAAAGAGAGGUCCAAAGAGAAAGAAGAUGACCAAGGCAAGGAUUGAGAGGUUCCGUGUGAGGAGAGUAAAAGCUAAUGCCAGGGAGCGCUCAAGAAUGCAUGGACUGAAUGAUGCACUGGAUAACCUGAGGCGGGUAAUGCCUUGCUACUCUAAAACACAAAAGUUGUCCAAAAUUGAGACUCUUAGACUGGCAAGAAAUUACAUAUGGGCAUUAUCUGAGGUCCUAGAUCAAGGGCAAUCUGCAGAAGGGAAAGGUUUUAUGGAAAUGCUCUGUAAAGGACUCUCACAGCCUACCAGCAAUCUAGUAGCUGGCUGUCUACAAUUAGGACCCCAGCCCAUGUUCUUGGAAAAGCAUGAAGAUAAGUCAAGCAUUUGUGACUCAUCACUUGCUUCUCAUGUCUACAGUUACCAGUCUCCUGGUCUGCCAAGUCCCCCAUAUGGUAAUAUUGAAGCACACCACUUGCACUUGAAGCCUGCAACUUUCAAAACUGUUAUGGACCCAAUGGUAAACCAUACCUUAAAUUGUACAACACCUCCUUACGAUGGUGCCCUUACUCCUCCACUGAGCAUUACUGGCAACUUUUCCUUGAAACAAGAUGGAUCAUCAGACUUGGACAAACCCUAUGCCUUCCGAUCACAUUAUCCUUCUCUUGCUUCUCAUGGUCAUGCCUCACACUUUCAAACUGCUGUUCCCAGAUAUGAAAUUCCCAUUGACAUGGCCUAUGAAGCGUACCCACAUCAUACGAUUUUUACUGAGUAA
This is a messenger RNA of Bufo bufo (common toad), 955 nucleotides long. RefSeq names its product neuronal differentiation 4 (gene NEUROD4). Lineage: Eukaryota; Metazoa; Chordata; Amphibia; Anura; Bufonidae. Gene Ontology annotation, molecular function: protein dimerization activity. The record is from RefSeq and is a predicted model, not a curated record. The transcript has a single exon. Bases 14 to 955 code for a protein of 313 amino acids. Gene Ontology annotation, biological process: nervous system development; regulation of DNA-templated transcription.